Messenger RNA from Fomitiporia mediterranea MF3/22, 886 nucleotides. RefSeq lists its product as uncharacterized. The transcript is spliced from 3 exons. Lineage: Eukaryota; Fungi; Basidiomycota; Agaricomycetes; Hymenochaetales; Hymenochaetaceae. The record is from RefSeq and is a predicted model, not a curated record. Bases 1 to 432 code for a protein of 143 amino acids.
AUGUCGCAUGACGAGCUUAGGUCUGUUCGGCAUGAGUUUCCACAGCGACAUGUCCUAUAUCGCAGCAUCAAUUUGAACUGCGUGAACUUACUUUGCUUCGACCAAGGCACCGAUGGACAAUCGUAUGGACACGACUGGCCUGAAGGAAAAUAUCAUGAGCGACAUUUCCGAGAUCCUCGGGGGAGUACACCUCAAUACACGGUUGUACGGAGUUGGGUAGUUAUGUAUAUCGAUGUAAAUUUAUCCACGCACCCACAGAGACAAGGCGAUGACGGCGGCGGUUGCUCUUCACAGGGAGUGUGCCUGGCACAUGUACUGUAUCGCUUUGGGUUCCGGACAGUGUGGGGCGGCCUUCGCGAGGGCAUUCAGCUUGCGGUGACGAAGGACUCAUGCGAACGGCGUAACGAGGUCCCAUCCCCCUCUCAUUUCUAAGUUCUACUUAACAGACUCGCCUCAUUUCGGUCGAUCUGCCAUAGCUUUGCAGCAUUGUUCCCGGUCGCUAAGCGCCUCGAUUGUUGAUUUCCUAUCACACUCAGGGUAAAUUCCGAGUGUCCCGGUGAUUCGCUGAUGGUAUUACAGCUGUCACUAAUUUCUGUAAGCGCCGAAGAAGAUUAUACUUUCUAAGCGCCGUUCUAAAAGUGCAAAGCUUCCCGAUUUGAUGAUUGUUGUGCAAGAAGGCAUGCAGCCUCCAAAGUCCAGAUCUCAUCCAAGAAGUAUACUAUGAAACUAAGCAACGAGACGAAUGCUCCGUCCAUGAUCAUCUGAGCUCAUGUUGUAUCGGCUACACCGUGCCGAAGCAGACUUCCCAAGCGUGAAUGCGCAGUGACAUUCCCACCCAGCCAUGUGUACAGACCUGAAAGCAAGUGCUAGAUUCGGAUAGGGUGGU